AUGAGUACCACACAUCGUCCAUUUUCGCUAAAUCAUGGAACAAUUGAAUACACAAUGUUGGUUCCAACCAAUUUGUUGUUUGGAUUCUCCCAAUUGAAGGAUCAGUUCAACAAGACGUUGCCCGAGCCCACCGAAGGAUUUGCGGGAGACAACGAACCCUCGUCGCCAGCUGAAUUAUUUUCCCAGUUUUUAGGCUACACCGCUUCGUUGGUGGAACCUAAGGCCGCCGGUCAGUUCGACGAAGUGUUGAAGUUCAGUUUGCAUGAAUUUGAGGUGAGAUUCUUAUCCACCACCGAUGUGCAUUCGUUCGCAGGGCGUUUGGUCAACGACGAGGCGUACCCUACCACCUUAUCGAAAGUUAAAGGAAUUAUCAAGAAUUAUUAUAACGCGGUGAUCAACUCUAAUGCCACCACCACGAAGACAGAAUCAAACUUGUUGAAGAAUGCAAUGAGCCUCAAUUCGGACGGUAAGGCCAAGAUCUACGCCAUUUUUGGUGGUCAAGGUAACACCGACGACUUCUUCGAAGAAUUGAGAGAAAUCAACGAUAUGUACAGUGGACUCGUGUCCGAUUUGAUUGGCAAGAUUGCCACUCAAUUGAACUAUCUUGUUAGAACCACCGAAAAUGUCGAUAAGAUUUAUACCCAAGGAUUUGACAUCUUGACGUGGUUAGCCAACCCGGAAAAGACCCCAGACCAAGAUUAUUUAUUAUCAGUGCCAGUUUCAUGUCCAUUGAUCUGUGUCUUACAAUUAUGUCACUAUACGGUGACAUGUAAGGCCUUAGGGUUGACUCCAGGUGAAUUUAGAAGCUACUUGAGCGGUACUACCGGUCACUCGCAGGGUUUAGUUACUGCCAUGGCAGUUGCCUCGUCUUCUAGCUGGGAUAACUUUAUCGAGAAUUCUUUGAAGGCUAUUUCGUUAUUAUUCUAUGUUGGUGCUAGAAGUCUUAUAACUUUCCCAAGAACCACCUUACCACCAAGUAUGUUACAAGAUUCACUCGAUAAUAAUGAAGGUAGACCUUCUCCAAUGUUGUCUAUUAGAGAUUUAUCUAUAGAACAAGUCGAAGCCUUUAUCAAGCAAACUAAUAAUCAUUUACCAAGUGAAAAACACAUUGCUAUUUCCUUGGUAAACGGUGCGAGAAAUGUCGUUGUUUCUGGUCCACCAGAGUCAUUAUACGGGUUGAACUUGACUUUGAGAAACAACAAAGCUCCAUCUGGUUUAGAUCAGGCUAGAAUUCCAUUCAGUGAAAGAAAAUUAAAGUUCUCUAACAGAUUCUUGCCAAUCUUUAGUCCAUUCCAUUCUCAUUUAUUAGAGCCGGCUACUGACCUUAUCCAUAACGACUUGACUAAUGAAGAAAUUGACUUUUCACCAGCGGAUGUUAAGAUUCCUGUUUUCGACACUUUUAACGGUGAUAACUUUCAAACUUACACAUCUAAAUCGGAAGAGUCCGUUAUUUUGAGAUUAACUAGAUGUAUCACCGAAUUAGCCGUUAACUGGGAAAAGGCCACCAACUUUGCUUCGACUCAUAUCUUAGAUUUUGGUCCGGGUGGAGUCUCUGGUUUAGGUGUUUUAACACACAGAAACAAGGAAGGUACUGGGUCCAGAAUUAUUAUUGCUGGUACUUUAGAUACCGUUUCUCCAGAUGAUGAAUAUGGUUUCAAACAAGAAAUAUUCAACAAAGCACCUAACUCUACCAAAUGGGCUUCAAACUGGUUGGAAGAAUUCAAGCCGAAAUUGGUCAAGAACAGCGCUGGUAAAGUCUACGUCGAUACUAAAUUCUCGAAAUUAUUAGGUAGGGCCCCAUUAAUGGUUCCUGGUAUGACCCCAACUACCGUUAACCCAGAAAUAGUCGCAGCUACUAUUAAUGCUGGUUACCACGUCGAAUUAGCCGGUGGUGGUUACUUCAAUGCUUCAUCUAUGCAAAAGGCGUUAGAAGACGUUAGAGACCAUAUUGUUCCUGGUUCUGGUAUUGGUCUUAACUUGAUUUAUGUUAACCCAAGAAUGUUACAAUGGGGUAUUCCAUUGAUCAAGGAAUUGAGAGAAAAGGGAUUCCCAAUUCAAUCGAUGUCUAUUGGUGCUGGUGUACCAUCUUUAGAGGUUGCAACCGAAUAUAUUGAAACAUUAGGCUUAACCCAUUUAGGUUUAAAACCUGGUUCGAUUGAUGCCAUCUCUCAAUGUAUUACCAUCGCUAAAGCACACCCAACUUACCCAAUUGUAUUACAAUGGACUGGUGGUAGAGGUGGUGGCCAUCAUUCUUUUGAAGAUUUCCAUCAACCUAUUUUACAGAUGUACUCUAAGAUUAGAAGAUGUUCCAACAUUGUUUUGAUUGCUGGUUCCGGUUUUGGUUCUGAUGAAGAUACUUACCCAUACUUAACUGGUACAUGGUCGCAAAAUUACAAGCAUCCACCAAUGCCUUUUGAUGGUGUUUUAUUUGGUUCGCGUGUUAUGACUGCCAAAGAAGCACAUACUUCAUUGGAUGCUAAGAAGGCUAUUGCGUCGUGCACUGGUGUCAAGGAUGGUCAAUGGGAAAGUACUUAUAAGAAGCCAACUGGUGGUGUCAUUACUGUCAGAUCAGAAAUGGGUGAACCAAUCCAUAAGAUUGCCACCAGAGGUGUUAUGUUAUGGAAAGAAUUGGAUGAUACCAUUUUCAACUUACCUAAGAACAAAUUAACGGAAGCCUUGAAGAAGAAGAAGGAUUAUAUUAUCAACAAGUUGAACAAGGAUUUCCAAAAACCAUGGUUCGGUAAGAACGAUUCUGGUGUUUGUGAUUUGCAAGAUAUGACUUAUCAACAAGUUGCCAACAGAUUGAUUGAAUUAAUGUAUGUCCAGAAGUCUUCCAGAUGGAUUGAUCUUUCAUUAAGAAACUUUGUCGGUGAUUUCUUGAGAAGGGUUGAAGAAAGAUUCACUACCCAAGCUGAUUCUGUUUCCUUAUUGCAAAAUUUUGCUCAAUUACAAAAUGAGCCACAAGUUUUCGCAGACAAAUUCUUCGACCACUUUGUGUUGGCUCAAACUCAAUUGAUCAAUGAAGAAGAUUGCGAUUUCUUCUUGAUGUGCUGUCAGAGACCACAACAGAAACCAGUUCCGUUUGUUCCUGUUAUUGAUGAAAGAUUGGAAUAUUUCUUUAAGAAGGAUUCGUUAUGGCAAUCAGAAGAUUUAGAAGCAGUUGUCGGUGAAGAUGUCCAAAAGACUUGUAUCUUGCACGGCCCAGUUGCAGCUCAAUUUACUACAAAGGUGAACGAGCCAAUCAAGGAUAUCUUGGACUCUAUUCACGAUGGUCACAUUGCUAAAUUACUCCAAGAUGAAUAUGAUGGCGAUAAAUCAAAGAUCCCAGCUGUUGAGUAUUUCGGAGGCCAACUCCCAAGUUCUCUGACUUCGGUCCCAAGUGGAGUUUCCAUUGAAUCGUCGGAUGAUAAGGUAAUUUACAGACUUAGCUCUCAAAAAUCCUUACCAACGAAGACGCAAUGGUUAGAAUUGUUAGCCGGUAAUACCUUGAGCUGGUUACAUGCUUUUAUUACCACUGAUAGGGUCGUUCAAGGAUACAACCACGUUUCAAACCCUCUUCACGAUGUUUUAAUUCCAAGUGGUGAAGUUGUCGUUGAAAUUUCUCAUCCAAGUAACUCCUCCAAGACUUCAUUAGUUGUUUUAGAACCAUUGAAUGGGGAAUUACAACCGGUAGUUAACAUUAAAUUGGUAAAGGAAUCGGUUAUUCAAUUUGAAUUGGUUGAACAUAGAACUGCCGAUUCCAAGCCAGUCGCCUUACCUUUCUUAUACACCUAUGCACCUAGUGAUGGAUUUGCACCAAUCUUAGAGGUUAUGGAAGGCAGAAAUGAUAGAAUAAAAGAAUUCUACUGGAAGUUAUGGUUCGGUUCCAAUGUUCCAGUUGAUUUUGAUAUUGAUGUCAAGAAGGCUAUUGUCGGAGAUGAGCUUACUAUUACUGGUCAAGAUAUCUCUGAAUUCACUCAUGCGAUCGGUAACAAGUGUGAGGCAUUCGUUUCAAGACCGGGUAAAGUUAGCUUAGCUCCAAUGGAUUUUGCAAUUGUUAUUGGUUGGAAGGCUAUUAUGAAAGCCAUUUUCCCUAAAACAAUUGAUGGUGACUUGUUGAGAUUAGUCCAUAUGUUUAAUGGCUACAGAAUGAUUCCUGGUGCUGAACCAUUGAAGAAAGAUGAUGUUGUUUCAUCAAGUGCUGAAAUCAAAGCUGUUUUGAAUCAACCAUCUGGUAAGUUAGUUGAAGUUAUUGGAACUAUAUACAGAGAAAACAAGCCAGUUAUGGAAGUCACCUCUCAAUUUUUGUACCGUGGUGAAUACGUCGAUUAUGAGAACACGUUCCAAAAGGUUACUGAGACACCCGUUCAAAUUCAUUUCAAUUCUGCCAAGGACUUGGCUAUUUUGAAGUCUAAGGAAUGGUUCCACUUAGAAAAAGAUAUUGAGUUAUUAAAUCAAGUCUUAACUUUCCGUUGUGAAUCCACUUAUAAAUUUAAGAGUGCUGAAGUUUACUCGUCGAUCACUACUGUUGGUCAAAUCUACUUAGAAUUACCAACCAAGGAAGUCAUUCAAAUUGGUUCGGUUGAUUACGAAGCAGGUAAGUCAUACGGCAACCCAGUCACAGAUUAUUUAUCUAGAAACGGUACUACCAUCGAACAAGCCAUUAAAUUUGAAAACUCCAUUCCAAUUUCAAGUGGUGAAGAAUUGACUUCAAAAGCUCCAAACACUAAUGAACCAUAUGCCAAGGUUUCUGGUGAUUACAACCCAAUUCACGUUUCCAGAGUUUUUGCUUCUUAUGCUAAGUUACCUGGCACUAUCACUCAUGGUAUGUUCUCAUCUGCUUCCAUUAGAGGCUUAGUUGAAGAAUGGGCUGCCAACAAUGUUGCUUCGAGAGUCAGAGCUUUCAAGAGUACAUUCGUCGGUAUGGUUUUACCAAACGAUAUCUUGCAAACUACUUUGGAACACAUUGGUAUGAUCAACGGUCGUAAGAUUAUUAAGGUUGAGACUAGAAAUGUCGAAACUGACACCUUGGUAUUAUCUGGUGAAGCUGAAAUUGAACAACCAAUCACUACUUAUGUCUUUACUGGUCAGGGUUCUCAAGAACAAGGUAUGGGUAUGGACUUAUAUGAUAGCUCUGAUGUUGCUAAAGAUGUUUGGGACAGAGCUGAUCGUCAUUUCCUUGAUAACUAUGGUUUCUCGAUUCUUAACAUUGUCAAGAACAAUCCAAAUGAAUUGACUAUUCACUUUGGCGGUGCUAAAGGUAGGAAGAUUAGGGACAACUAUAUUGGAAUGAUGUUCGAAACUAUUGGUGAAGACGGUGAAAUUAAAUCUGAAAAGAUCUUCAAGGAGAUUGAUUAUACGACAACAUCUUUUACUUUCGUUUCUCCAACUGGUUUAUUAUCAGCUACCCAAUUUACCCAACCAGCUUUAACAUUAAUGGAAAAGGCAUCUUAUGAAGAUAUUAAAUCUAAGGGAUUAGUUCCAGAAAACAUUAUGUUUGCUGGUCAUUCAUUAGGUGAAUAUUCGGCAUUAUCUUCUUUGGCGAAUGUCAUGCCAAUUGAAUCGUUAGUUGAUGUCGUUUUCUAUCGUGGUAUGACCAUGCAAGUUGCUGUUCCAAGAGAUGAAUUAGGUAGAUCUAAUUACGGUAUGUGCGCUGUCAAUCCAACCAGGGUUAGUCCUACUUUCAAUGACGCUGCUUUGAGAUUUGUUAUCGAUGAAGUUGCAAAGAAGACCGGUUGGUUAUUGGAAAUUGUUAACUAUAACGUUGAAAACACUCAAUAUGUUACUGCUGGUGAUUUGAGAGGGUUAGAUACCUUAACUAAUGUUUUGAAUGUCAUUAAGUUGAACAAAAUUGAUAUCGUUAAGUUACAGGAAACUAUGUCUUUAGAAGAGGUCGCUGCUCAUCUACAAGAAAUUAUUAGCGAAGUUUCGUCACAAUCAUUAGCCAAACCACAACCAAUUGACUUACAAAGAGGUUUUGCCGUUAUCCCAUUGAAGGGUAUUUCGGUUCCAUUCCAUUCUUCAUACUUGAUGUCCGGUGUUAAGCCUUUCCAAAGAUUCUUAUGUAAGAAGAUUCCAAAGUCAUCAGUCAAGCCAAAUGAUUUGAUUAACAAAUAUAUUCCAAAUUUGACUGCCAAACCAUUCGAAAUUACCAAGGCUUAUUUCGAAGAAGUUUAUGAAUUAACCAAAUCUGAUAAGAUCAAGAGCAUAAUUGAUAAUUGGGAAUCUUAUGAGUCUGCUUAA
Messenger RNA from Debaryomyces tyrocola, 6222 nucleotides. The record is from the annotation of a GenBank genome assembly. NCBI's taxonomy places the organism in Eukaryota, Fungi, Ascomycota, Pichiomycetes, Serinales, Debaryomycetaceae.